GAAAAAGGGCGGGCAGCCAGGUUGCAUGGUCCCAGAGUGAUUAAAAGGCCAACGCGGUGUCUCUGGGAUUCGUUCCUGCGCCCUGCCUCACCACCUCUCUGGGAGUUCGUCCUGUGCAGUCUCACCAAUCUCACUCACCCCCAGUGGGAAAAAAGGAGCAGGCACACAAAGACAGGGAAAAGAAGAAUUCCCCGAUUGAUUGCCACCUCAAUCUCUCUUCUCCCACUCCCACCCACCGCAGAUAAUUGGCACAGUCUCCUGUUUGGGCCAUACUCCAGGAUCCUGGGUGCCCGCCGGAGAGUUGACCCCGACGCCCUCGAGGGCCUUCCCUCCCGCCUUAGCGCCAUCACACUUCCCACGAGUCCACCUUGUUCCUUGCCCUUGUGCCUGUCGAGUCUCGAGGGCCCAAAGUCAAAUCACAUCCAGAGUCAGGACCAGUCGCGGCGUUGUUUCUGCGCUUCAUCUCCUGCCUGUCCUACUUUUCUUCCAGACUCUUCCUCACACCUUACCCCCAUUCUCAGACACGCCAAAACUCGACCACUUCUCGAACUGUCACUCUCCUUUGAUCUUGACAGCGACAAUAGGGUCAUCAACGAUCCUGUUUCUUCACGCAUCGGCGCCUCCCCGGUCUCGCCCAAUCCUCGGACCCCAUUCCUUGUCACUCGAACUGCCCUCUGCGCAGUCCGGCUGUUAAUAUGAAAAAGAAGGCCUUAGCACAGUUACGACGGACGACACAACUGUACUUGGAAAGGUAGACAAGGAUUUCAGUCACCAGAGGGCUCUGCUCCCAUGGAGCCGCCUCCUCCUCCGCCACCGCCGCAUGGCUCAAAUCCUCAAGGCGGUGGCAGGUCUGGAGGUCUCCCUAACGGCAAAUACGACAUUUUUGUCAUCCCUCCGCAUUCCUCGGGCUCGGGCUUCCUCUACCUCCCUUCGCUCCAGACACACCGCAACUCCUUCCUGGCCGGAGUCUUCUGCACAGCAGCCUCCUUCUUCAUCUACUACACCGCCGUGCCCGUUGUCAAGGAAUGGCUAUUGAGUACCAUCAAUAGCGGCGGCACAGGCGUCUUCACGCUCAUCUGCGGUGUUGCAGUUGUGGCUUGGGCAUUUGGCAAGACCCAAAGUGAAUGGCAAAGCUACCCCGGAUUUAAUCGCGGAGGGUCUAAUGCGAGUUCAGGUGGUCCAGGCCAUAGUAGCUAUGGCAACACUGGAUCUUAUACACAAUCAGGGCCUCAACCGAGCGCUCAAUCCCCUCCACCCCAUCCUCCAAAUUCGGGAGCCAACGGUGCUCCUCCGCCUCCGCCAAAUCACGGAACGAGCAGCCCUCCCCCACAGUCAUCGUGGCAGAGGCCGCCACCCCAGGCCAACACCAAAGCCAACACAACUGGUGCCAAGUCGAGCUGGGAGAAGGCGCGAGAAGAGACGAGGAAAAGAGAGGAAGAACGCAAACGUGCCGAAGAGCUGAAAAAACGGAGGGAGGAAUUGGAGAAGGAAAGGCAGAAACAGAAAGACGAGCUGGAGAAGGAACGGCAGAAACAGGAACAACUAGAAAAGGAGCGGCAGAAGCAGAAAGAAGAUCUAGAGAAGGAGCUCCAGAAGCAGAAGGAAGAACUAGAGAGGGAGCGUCAGAGGCAGAAAGAUCAACUGGAAAGGGAACGUUUGAAGCUGAGAGAAAAAGAGUUGCUGGAAAGACUUGAGCGUGAGCGCAAGGAGAAGAAAGAGCGUGAAGAAAAGGAGGCUGCUGCAAAGGCUGCCGCCGCCGCCGCCGAACAAGCGAGACAGGAGCAGGCUGGUCGAAGCCCUCCUAAACGCCCACCGAUGCCGACUGCGACCACGGAACGAGACGACGACGCAUACUCCUUUAGACCUUAUGACCGACCCAAACGAACACACAAAGCCAAUUCUGCGGCUUCGAUGUACUCGGAGUCAUCGUACGCCCCGUCAGAGAGCACCGCCAAAACCACACCACCUCCUUCGAUGCGCGGACCGUACUCGACCAAGGACCCUGACAAGAUUAUCAUCAAGGGCGUCUUUUCCUUCAACAAUGCAUUUAUGCGAACCCCAAUUUCCCAGUUGGUAUCUGGACAAGGUAAUGUCACCGACGGAUUGAUCUUGCGCAUCACCACCGAGGGUCUAUUCAUCGACGACGACGUACGAGGAGUGCCGCAGCGCGAGUGGGAUGUUAAGGCCUGGACGAUGAAGCUGGCAGAGAGCUGCGAACUGUCCGGUCUCCACGUUCUCCGCGCGAGCAUACGCGACCAAGAAGGCAAGAAGUACGUCUUUAUUCUGUCUCAAUCCGAAGGCUGGAAAGUUGCGGUUGGUCUUCAACGACUAAGAAGAGGUACGCAAGUCCGUGCGCUCGGCGUUGCCGGGUUGCCGAUGAACGAGGCGAAGGCAAUUCUGGAGAAUCUGGGAUUUGUCUAGAGUCUGGACGAUUGAUAAACCGAAGUCGGCGGGUUGCCAGUCUCCUCUUACUGGCGGACUAAGAAGAUAAUGGUGCUGUGAAAGGGAACCCCAUUGAUUUGAUGAGCGUGCAUGUUGUGAUUUCGUCCAAAAGCUCUCUGCACAGUGUUGGAUAUGCUUCGGUCAAUGAAGCUUCAGAGUUUUCAGCAAAGAUCGAUUGAGCGAGAUUAGCGAGUCGAGUUCCAAAUGCAUCAGCGAGGGAGUUUCACACUGGGUACUGGACUGUACAUUCAUUCACAUGCAGAUAUCCCCCACAAGUAUCGUCGUUGGACAAUGAAAGCUUUGAGACCCUGAGGAUUGGUUCGGAAAUCAUUGGUAUGAACACCCGAUCUUUGAUCUUUCUCGCAAUGAUCAAAUCAUCUCC
This is a messenger RNA of Cladophialophora immunda, 2824 nucleotides long. RefSeq lists its product as uncharacterized. Gene Ontology annotation, molecular function: ATP-dependent H2AZ histone chaperone activity. The transcript has 2 exons. Gene Ontology annotation, cellular component: Swr1 complex. The record is from RefSeq and is a predicted model, not a curated record. Bases 790 to 2421 code for a protein of 543 amino acids. Lineage: Eukaryota; Fungi; Ascomycota; Eurotiomycetes; Chaetothyriales; Herpotrichiellaceae. Gene Ontology annotation, biological process: chromatin remodeling.